This is a messenger RNA of Strongylocentrotus purpuratus (purple sea urchin), 1885 nucleotides long. RefSeq names its product lactoylglutathione lyase. The record is from RefSeq and is a predicted model, not a curated record. Bases 200 to 934 code for a protein of 244 amino acids. Gene Ontology annotation, molecular function: metal ion binding; lactoylglutathione lyase activity. The transcript has 7 exons. NCBI's taxonomy places the organism in Eukaryota, Metazoa, Echinodermata, Echinoidea, Camarodonta, Strongylocentrotidae.
GUACAGGUUAUGUUACUGCUGGUGUUGACUGGAGUUAGGAACCAGAAAUAAUAAAACAUACUAAAGCAAAGGAUAACCGAAGGUAGACUACAAACACAUUUUAGAUUUUAUGUACCCCCUCUCUUUACGCAGGAGUAUGGGUGCCAUUUAAUUGAGACACUGUCUGUGUGAACUUAACCGGUCGAGGCACCAAUGCGCCAUGGCCAUGAGCAUGACGAGUUCAAUAAGUCGCCUUCUCGCUGCACGUAGCUUCCGUACGGCUGUCGUAUCACAGAGAGCGUACCGACUACCGGUGUAUCAUUUCCUCUUCCAGAGACCAGGGCGGGUAACCACAGCCACAAUCACAAGAGCUAGAUCUAUAGCCACUACCAGAGACGAACCAGCGAUGGCCGAAUCAAAGAAUGCUCUCCCGGCUGAGAAGGUAGAAGCAUGCUGCUCUGCACCUGAUGCAUCAACUCAGGGUUUUAUUAUGCAGCAGACGAUGUACAGAAUUCGAGAUCCACGCAAGUCCCUUGAUUUCUACACCAGGGUGCUGGGAAUGAGGUUACUGACAAGGCUUGACUUCCCCUCCAUGGAGUUCACCCUGUUCUUCAUGGGCUUUGCCAAUGAAGCUGAUAUCCCCAAGGAUGAGAAGGAGAGAAUUAAAUGGACAUUCAUGCAGCCUGGAACAAUAGAGCUCACAUAUAACUAUGGUACAGACUCGGAUGAUAAAUUUGAAGGCUACCAUAAUGGUAACAAGGAGCCUAAAGGAUUUGGUCACAUUGGUUUAUCUGUACCUGAUGUGUAUGCUGCCUGUGAGAGGUUUGAAAAGCUAGGAGUGAACUUCAUCAAGAAGCCUGAUGCAGGUAAAAUGAAGGGACUCGCUUUCAUUCAAGAUCCCGAUGGAUACUGGAUUGAGAUCCUUAGUGCCAACAACCUGGCCAAGACAGAAUGAUAGAAACCAGUUAUUUUGUUUCACUGCUGGGUGUACAAAUACAUGUAUGCACACCCUCCUGUACUGCCAGACUUUGUCUAACAGUGGCUGGAAUAACGCAAGAUAAUUGAAGUGCUAUUGCUACAAUCACAAAGCCUCGCUGUAAUCGACACAUAAGAGCAUUAUUGGAUUCAGGGUUGGACCAUAGACAAAUAAAGUAGUAUAGAUGCGCAGGUUGCCUCAUUUGCUUAUGAGCUGCAGCGUCACCAUUCAGUAUUUGGCUCCGCCUCCUUGGGGACAUUUCAUCGCUCCUGAAUCCAAACGAUCACAACAUUUUCAAGAAAUAUUGAUUGCAAUCUCAGACACUAUCAAUUUUUGCUUUGCGUACUCAAAAAAUAUCAAGCUUUGAUGGGACUGUACCUUAUGAAUGUGAAAAUUAUUAAACAUAAUUUAUCGAUCGCAAAAUUUGAUGUUCUCCGUCACUCCGCUGUUUGCAGAGUUCAAGUUGAACUCGGCUAUUCUGUUGCAUUUGAAAGGUGAUAUAGAUAUUUUUUAAGUGCUGUAAGUGACAUCUCAAUUUUUAUCAUGUUAUGUGAACAAUCAUACCUUGGUGAAAAGCAUCUAAAAAUGUUAUGUUUUAAAAGAUUUUAUUUCCUUUGUCUUUUCAUUGUCUCUUUAAAUAUGAAAUAAACAGAUAUUUAUAUUUAAAAACAUGAACAACCCAUGUAUAAUUGAGUGAAUACUUUGUUUCUAGGAGUUGUUGAUUUAAACAUUAUACCAAUUGGGCAUUAGGGCAGAGGUGAAUUAUGUAUUAAAAUAUAAUUAUUUUUGCAGUUUAUGAUCAUUUUUUUUUCAUUAGAAGUACAACCUGAAAUUUAUUUGUACAAAUGUAUAAACUGUCAUGAAGGGAGAUCAUUUGUUUCUUGCAUUUUGAUAUGAAAUAAAAAAAUUGAUUACUAUUCUGAAAUAAAA